Messenger RNA from Trypanosoma rangeli, 345 nucleotides. RefSeq lists its product as uncharacterized. Bases 1 to 345 code for a protein of 114 amino acids. The record is from RefSeq and is a predicted model, not a curated record. Lineage: Eukaryota; Euglenozoa; Kinetoplastea; Trypanosomatida; Trypanosomatidae. The transcript has a single exon.
AUGAAGCGACUUCCUGUCCGAGAGGUCGGUCUGCUCUGUGAACGGCUGCAGUUAGUGCGUAGUAGUGAUGCAAAGGUGCAAGGCGUCCUCGCGGAGGGUAUUCGCACACGCGUCCUGGACAACAAUACGUUGCCUUUUCUUGUCCAGCGACUAGCGCUCAGCGGAAACUGGCAACUUGCGGUACAAGUGCUAGGAAGCGAGUGUCUUGACAGGCAACGUAUUGGACGCGACCACAACAUUUGGCCGAUUCUUGAGCGUGCGGCUCCAUGCAAUGAGAGUCGCGAUGCGAUUCGCCGUGCACUUAUACGGCUCUAUGGUGGGUCAUGCCGCACCCAGACAAAAUGA